Prosopis cineraria is the source of this 1571-nucleotide messenger RNA. RefSeq lists its product as uncharacterized. Lineage: Eukaryota; Viridiplantae; Streptophyta; Magnoliopsida; Fabales; Fabaceae. The transcript has 2 exons. Bases 99 to 497 code for a protein of 132 amino acids. The record is from RefSeq and is a predicted model, not a curated record.
UGCUGCAUCUUCUCUGAUUUCCUCCUCUGUGCAAUAUCAGCAGCAAAAGAAAUUUUCUCAAUUUCGCAAGAAACAAAUAUGAGUUUUCAGUUUCUUUCAUGGGGAACUUCUACUCUCAAUUUUCUCAUCUGUUUUCAAUUUCUUUCAUGGGGAACUCUUUCUCUAGAUUUUCUCAUCGUAACAACACAGACAUUGGAGAUCCCAUCAUUCCCCCCAGGGUUUCAAAUUCUGUUCCUUCACUUCACACCAUUUAUGCUUAUUUAACCGGAUUGCUACUUGCUUUGAUCCAAAUCAAGUACCAAGGAUUGAACAUUAUCGCCUUCAAAGACCACCCUACUAUCAUGAUACUGUUUCUCAUCGCAGUUAGUGUGUACGUCAUGGCACUCAUAGUUCUGACAUCAAAUUCCAAAUUAACAAUGGUUUCGUGGAUAUUGUGCCAUGUUUUUGGAAGUGUUCCUUGUGAGCUACUCUUGUUAGUCCCGGUAUCUUCAAUAUAGUGCUUCCUCAUCAACGUCUCUUCGCUUAUGCUGCUUCUCACCUUGCUUUGCUGUUAUAGUUAUUACCUGGUGGCUACAAAAAUGUCAUCGGACACUCCAAGUGUGGAGGGGCAAGCUACUAAAAUCACAGACCUAGAAGCUGCAGCAACUCUCGAUCCUUAAUUAACCUCCUGAUUGUUUGGUUUGAGGUGAAAUUAAAAAAAAUUAAUAAUUUUGAUUUUUUUUAAAAAAAAAUGGAGAGAUCGUGUGGAGAGUUUUUUAUUGAAAUUUUUUUCACCCUAAUUCUUCAUUUUUUCCCAAAAAAAAUUAUUAAAAUUUCUCCUCCUUUUCAUUCCCUUCAAACCAAACAGAGCAUAAGUGAAUUUGAGUAUCAUUCAGAUAAAAUUUACGUGGUCAAAUUUAGUUUUUGAAUGAAUCUAUAUGUUUUGGAUCUCUUUUAUUUUAAAAUAUGAAAAAAAUAAUCUCAGAUUAUAUGCGUUGUUUUUUUUUUGUACUGACAGCUACACUGUUCAGUCGAUAAUGUAUGUAUGUAUGUAUAUAUUUGCCAUCUUCCUUGGAGUCUCUUCUCUUUAUUAAAAUUUUUUCGUUCUACUUAUUCAUUUUUUUAAAAUAGAAUUUACUAAAAUCUCCGCUUUAUUUUCUUGAAGACAAACAUAUCACAACUGAAUUUAAAAUUUAGCAUUUGAAUGAAUCAAUAUAUCUUAGAUCUAUUUUAUUAAAAAUGAAAACAAAACCACAAUCGUAUAGAAAGCUACGUUGUUCAGUCUAAGGCCGCGCAUGUCUCAUGUUAGGCAAAUAAAGUGGUCACUUUAGGCAUGAAAAAAAGUCUACUUAUAUUCUAUAUAACGGGUCAUUUUUUUCUUGUUAAACAUUAAUGUUAAUUAUAUAUCUUAUAUAAUUAGUUAUUAUAUUUUUGUUUGACAUUAAUGUUAAUUAUAUCUUCCCAUAAAAAAUUUAUUGGCCCGUGUUUCAUUGCAAUUAUCACUCCUAUUUUUAAAUUUGAUUAAUCUUGUAACAUUCAAAUACAUGCCAAAAUCACUGUCUUUCAGCCACCACUCUGUUUUUCAUAUCUCC